This is a messenger RNA of Bufo bufo (common toad), 2930 nucleotides long. It is a transcript of the gene NUP107, whose product is annotated as nucleoporin 107. The coding region runs from base 69 to 2846 and encodes 925 amino acids. Lineage: Eukaryota; Metazoa; Chordata; Amphibia; Anura; Bufonidae. The record is from RefSeq and is a predicted model, not a curated record. Gene Ontology annotation, cellular component: nuclear pore; nuclear pore outer ring. The transcript is spliced from 28 exons. Gene Ontology annotation, biological process: protein import into nucleus; mRNA export from nucleus; post-transcriptional tethering of RNA polymerase II gene DNA at nuclear periphery. Gene Ontology annotation, molecular function: structural constituent of nuclear pore.
GGAGCCUGCUCCUCUCACUGGCUCUCAGAGAGGGGAAUGUCAGCAGCUGCUGAGCGGGAAGUCUGUGGAUGACUGGAGACAUCAUGGACAGAAGGACACAUAUGGAUAGUUCCCCAGUUAUUCGGGAUGCUGAAAUCUCCAGAACAGCUAGGCGCCAAAGUUCUCAUCAAAGAUUAUCCUCUAAUGACAGCUGGAGUGGAUCUAAUCCAGGAAGAACCUCCAUGGCUUCAAAGACUCCGGCAUCUCUUCUCCGACAGAGCAUGACUCCACAGCAUUGGACUACAGCAAGGCCGCCCGAUGUGUCUGCAAUUAUGGGUUCAGCUGGCAGAUCACCUCGUUUAGUCCAGACUCCUGGCCGCUUGCUAGAUGUUUCUUUGCUGCCAAAUCUGGAUGACAGUGCAUACACAGGCUCGUUUUCUCCUCAGCGAACUGGUGCUUUUACAUUUGACAGUCCCAGCUUUAUUGAGGACAUCACACUUAGUGCGGUCAUGAUGAGAGAAGAAGAUCCCGGAGAAGCUGCAACAAUGAGUCUAUAUCAGGAAUUCCUGAAGUCAUUUCAGAAGCUUCCUUCCAGUGCAGUUUUUGACCUUGUGGGAGAGUAUGAAAAUUUAUGCAGUGAACAGGUUAGUUUACUGAAAAAGAUUGUCAAUCGUGUCACUCCAGGGCAGCAAAAGUUUUCGAAAACUGCCAGUGUCUUAUGGUUACUUCGACAAGAAAUGGUGACUUGGAGGUUAAUUGCAUCCCUAUACAGAGACCGGAUACAGUCUGCAUUAGAAGAUGAAAAUAUGUUUGAGAUUGUGACACCAAAUGCCAGUGAGAAAAUGAUUGUGGACAAACUGUUUGAGCGGGAUUCGCUUGUAAGACAAAGCCAGUUGGUAGUAGAUUGGCUGGAAAGUAUUGCCAAGGAUGAUGUCGGUGAUUUCUCUGAGAACAUUGAGUUUUAUGCUAAAGCAGUAUACUGGGAAAAUACUCUACACACAUUGAAACAGAAAAGUUUUUCAGUAUUGGGAAGCAAGCGACCAUUGGUCACAGAAUUGGAUCCCGAUGCUCCCAUAAGACAGAAACUUCCUUUGGAUGAUCUUGAUCGUGAAGAUGACAUUAGACUUCUGAAGUAUCUCUUCACCUUGAUCAGAGCUGGCAUGACUGAAGAGGCACAACGGCUGUGUAAAAGAUGUGGUCAAGCCUGGAGAGCAGCAACAUUAGAGGGAUGGAAACUUUAUCAUGACCCCAACAUAACUAAAGGUGGAGAUUUGCAGCAAGUUGAGGGCAAUCCAUAUCGCUGUGUGUGGAAAACUUGCUGCUGGCGUAUGGCUGAUGAUGAGCAGUUCAGUAGAUAUGAAAGAGCGAUUUAUGCUACGCUGAGCGGAAAUCUAAAGCAGCUCCUUCCUGUUUGUGAAACUUGGGAAGACACAGUUUGGGCACAUUUCCGAGUAAUGGUGGACAGUCUGGUUGAACAAGAUAUCCGCGCUUCUUUUAUUUCCUCUACAGAAGAAGAUGAAUUGCCCAGAGAAUACUUUGAAGCAAACUGGACUUUAGAGAAGGUUUUUGAGGAACUGCAGGCUACAGAUAAGAAGAGGGUGUUGGAAGAAAAUAAAGAACAUUACCAUAUUAUUCAGAAGUAUAUAAUUCUGGGAGAUGUGGAUGGUUUAAUGGAUGAGCUCAGUGAAUGGUUGUCAAAAGGAAAAAAUCUGCUCCUUGGUCACCUACUGCGUUUCUUGACACACCUGAUAUUGUUCUUCCGAACUCUAGGACUGCAAACCAAGGAGGAAGUGUCAGUGGAGUUGCUAAAGACUUACAUACAGAAACUUGUCAAUGAGAAGCAAGUUAGUUUGAUUGCGUUCUACGUCAGCCACCUUCCACAAAAACUGGGCAUCGAUCAGUAUGCUGCAUUUCUGGAAAAUGUGACUGAACCAGAACAGCGUCAUCAGUGUCUGGAGCUUGCAAAGGAAGCAGGUUUGGACGUUGCAACAAUAACUAAGAGUGUGGUGGAAAACACACGAAGGAAAAAUGUAGGCGAAUUUGCUCAUCAUGACUUAACACCAGCUCUGGAUUCUGGCACCAAUGAGGAAGACAAAGCAAAGAUCGAUGUGAUAGACUGGCUGGUUUUCGAUCCGGCACAAAGGGCUGAAGCUCUUAAGCAAAGCAAUGCUAUCAUGCGGACAUUUCUGGCCUCAAAGAAGCAUGAAGCUGCAAAAGAUGUAUUUGCUAAAAUACCUCAGGAUUCGAUAGCGGAGAUCUAUUCUCAAUGGGAAGAGCAAGGGAUGGACAGUGCUUUACCAGCUGAGGAUGACAAUGCUAUCCGGGAGCAUCUGUGUAUAAGAGCCUACCUGGAGGCACAUGAAGCAUUCAAUGAGUGGUUCAAGCAUAUCAAUUCUCCACCGCAGAAACCAGGACUAGUUGAACAUGCUUCUUUCACAGAGAAAGUGGCUUUUGAGCACAAGGAAAAGAAGUAUGAGAUGGAGUAUAGUACCUGGAAUAAUCAUCUGGAUAUGCUAACAGUUGAUGUCAAAGAGAAAAUUUACAAUGUUUUGCUGUUUGUUGAUGGAGGCUGGAUGGUGGACGUAAGAGAUGAUGUGGAAGAAGAUGCUGAGCGUAAACACCAGAUGGAACUGCUCCGGAGUCUCUGUUUGCCCACAAUGUGUUUUUUGCUGCACACAGUACUACAUAAUACAGAACAAUACCAGGAUUGCCUCCGCCUGGCUGAUGUAAUCUCAUCUGAAAAUCAGAAGCUAUAUAAGGUGUUCUCCAAGACAGAACUAAAGAAACUAUUGCGAAAACUAAGAGAAUCAUCGCUAAUGUUGUUGGAUUUACAGCUUGAUCCUUUGGGUUAUGAAAAUCAACCCUGAAGUCACUUCAGAAACUGGUUAUCUGGUAUCCUAAUAGUUUGUAAUUUUUUUGUACUAAAAACAAUAAAUAUAAUUUUCUUUGUA